Messenger RNA from Homarus americanus (American lobster), 1635 nucleotides. Its product is annotated as extensin-1-like. The transcript is spliced from 2 exons. The coding region runs from base 1 to 1635 and encodes 544 amino acids. Lineage: Eukaryota; Metazoa; Arthropoda; Malacostraca; Decapoda; Nephropidae. The record is from RefSeq and is a predicted model, not a curated record.
AUGAAUAGCUUCUGGACGCCGCCAAUAGAUGGCGCUGUUAUUGAGGUAUCUGGCAACUGUCCCGUGCACGCCUGGAGCUUUCCUAUCUUGAGUAGACUCAGAGGCGAUACGCUAAAAGAUCGCAUCAUCGCACAUCCUGUGCCACAUGCCGCCGUCCCUGCCACCAGAGUGCCACAUUACCAGCAGUGCCGCCAGCAUCCCUGCCACCAGAGUGCCACAUUACCAGCAGCCGCCGCCCGUCCCUGCCACCAGAGUGCCACAUUACCAGCAGCCGCCGCCCGUCCCUGCCACCAGAGUGCCACAUUACCAGCAGCCGCCGCCCGUCCCUGCCACCAGAGUGCCACAUUACCAGCAGCGCCGCCCGUCCCUGCCACCAGAGUGCCACAUUACCAGCACUGCCACCAGAGUGCCACAUUACCAGCAGCCCGCCCGUCCUGCCACCAGAGUGCCACAUUACCAGCAGUGCCACAUUACCAGCAGCCUGCCACCAGAGUGCCAGCAUGCCACCAGAGUGCCAGCAUUGCCAGCAGCCGCCGCCCGUCCCUGCCACCAGAGUGCCACAUUACCAGCAGCCGCCCGUCCCUGCCACAUUACCAGCAUCCUGCCACCCAGAGCCACCAGAGUGUACCAGCAGCGCCGCCCGUCCCUGCCGUCCCUGCCACCAGAGUGCCACAUUACCAGCAGCCGCCGCCCGUCCCUGCCACCAGAGUGCCACAUUACCAGCAGCCCGUCCCUGCCACCGCCACCAGCAGCCGCCCGUGCCACCAGAGUGCCACAUUACCAGCAGCCGCCGCCCGUCCUGCCACCAGAGUGACAGCAGCAGUCCCGUCCCUGCCACCAGAGUGCCCACCAGCAGCCGCUGCCACCAGCAGCCCUGCCACCAGAGUGCCACAUUACCAGCAGCCGCCCGUCCCUGCCACCAGAGUGCCACAUUACCAGCAGCCGCCCGUCCCUGCCACCAGAAUUACCAGCAGCCGCCCGCCUGCCACCAGAGUGCCACAUUACCAGCAGCCGCCGCCCGUCCCUGCCACCAGAGUGCCAGCCAGCCCGCCUGCACCGUACACCAGAGUGCCACAUUACCAGCCGCCGCCCGUCCCUGCCACCAGAGUGCCACAUUACCAGCAGCCGCCGCCGUCCCUGCCACCAGAGUGCCACAUUACCAGCAGCGCCCGUCCCGCCACCAGAGUGCCACAUUACCAGCAGCCGCCCGUCCCUGCCACCAGAGUGCCACAUUACCAGCAGCCGCCGCCCGUCCCUGCCACCAGAGUGCCACAUUACCAGCAGCCGCCGCCGCCUGCCACCAGAGUGCCACCCAACCUGCCACCAGAGUGCCACAUUACCAGCAGCCGCCCGUCCCUGCCACCAGAGUGCCACAUUACCAGCAGCGCCGCCCGUCCCUGCCACCAGAGUGCCACACCAGCAGCCGCCGCCCGUCCCGCCACCAGAGUGCCACAUUACCAGCAGCCGCCCGUCCCUGCCACCAGAGUGCCACAUUACCAGCAGCUGCCGCCCGUCCCUGCCACCAGAGUGCCACAUUACCAGCAGCCGCCGCCCGCCUGCCACCAGAGUGCCACCCGCCGCCCGCCACCAGAGUGCCACAUUACCAGCAUCCCUGCCACCAGAGUGCCACAUUAG